Molecule: messenger RNA, 606 nt
Organism: Knipowitschia caucasica
Lineage: Eukaryota; Metazoa; Chordata; Actinopteri; Gobiiformes; Gobiidae
Source: the annotation of a GenBank genome assembly
AUGGAUGCUUCUCAGUAUCCUGGCUAUCCUCCUCAAUACUGGUAUCCACAGUCUCAUCCUACUGGUCAUUAUGCAAACAGUUACCCUGCUGGGUCAGGAGUUCAGCCGCAGUACAAUCCACAGGUCAUGCCUGGUUAUCCAAAUGGCCAUGGUGUCUACAACCCACCACAGACCCACGAUCUGCACCAGGGCCCUAUCCAAAUCCUGGUUGCCCAGCAGAGCAAAGCAGUGGGUCCUCUGGGCAAGCACUUUCCCAGCACCAACAUCAUCACUAUCCUGGACCUCACUGUCAAGGGGGUCCAGGAUAUCCUCCUGGAGCUUAUCCACACUACAGUGAAGGUGGUCACCACCAAUUGCCUUCAAACCCUCCCUAUCCUACUGGCCAGCCGGUUCAAAGCCCGUCUCCUGAAGCUUGGACACACUCUGGCGCAUAUGCCCCUCCACAGCAGCAAUGGUCUUCUGGUCAACAACCUCCACAAAAUCCUUAUGGAAAUCCAGUGCGUCCUCCUCAUCCUCCUGCAUGGCCAGGGACGGGCACAGGUGCACCUCCGCCAUACCAGCCCAAGGAACAGCGCCCACCACCUGUUGGACCAAAACCCAAGAUGA